Vicia villosa (hairy vetch) is the source of this 927-nucleotide messenger RNA. RefSeq lists its product as uncharacterized. Gene Ontology annotation, cellular component: cytoplasm. The record is from RefSeq and is a predicted model, not a curated record. Gene Ontology annotation, biological process: positive regulation of cytoplasmic translation. Bases 1 to 927 code for a protein of 308 amino acids. The transcript has 6 exons. Lineage: Eukaryota; Viridiplantae; Streptophyta; Magnoliopsida; Fabales; Fabaceae. Gene Ontology annotation, molecular function: zinc ion binding; translation regulator activity; mRNA binding.
AUGGUUGCAGGCAGGAAUGAUGAUGCUAUUGCUGAGGCGUUGGCGAGGUUGGCUGGUGCUAUUGGUCAGAUUCCUCAGGCGAAUGCGAUUGAGAAGAUCUUCAGAGUUAUGAACUGUACCGAUGCCCUGAAAGUGCAGUUUGGUACCCAUAUGCUAGAAAAGGAAGCUGAAGAUUGGUGGAACAACACUCUUCAGAGGUUUGAAGAAGAUGGCAUUGAGGAGCUUAUCAAGUAUUGUCCCCACUAUAAUACUGCUAAUGCUGAGAGGUCUAAAUGUUUGAAGUUUGAUAGUAGAGAGAGUGCUUCUCUCUACAAGAGUUUGAAAGGAAAGAAUCAGGAUCGUGGGAAACUGUAUGAUGACAAGAGGAAACAAGCUGGUUUUGGCAAGAAGCCAAGUUUGGGAGGAUCUUCUACUCCACUUAAGUGCUUCAAAUGUGGUGUUGAGGGUCAUAAAGCUGCUGAGUGCAAGAAAGAGGUUACUACUUGUUUCAAGUGUGGCAAGUAUGGUCACAUAGCUACUAAUUGUAGAGGUGGUUCGAAUGUGACUUGUUUCAACUGUGGAGAGAAAGGCCACGUUAGUACAAAAUGUGACAAACCAAAGAAGGAGCAAGCAAAAGGAAAAGUGUUCGCAUUGUCUGGUGCGGAAGCCACUACUGAUGAGAGGCUAAUUCAAGAGACUUCUAGUGGUGUGAAGCUUGGUAUGUUGAAGCUUACUAGUGGUAUUUUAGAUGAGAUUCGAGAGGGACAGAAAUCUGAUUUGGGCUUGGUUGAUCGAUUCACAUUGAUUAAUCAAGGAAGAGGUGGUGACUUUCGGAUUAAUGAGAAUGGUAUUAUGAGGUGUCGUGAUCGGGUUUGUGUUCCAGAUGUUGCGGACUUGGGAAAGAGGAUUCUUGAGGAAGGACAUAGAAGUGGCUACAACGGCCUUUAA